CCUUUGAGCCUGUUUCCCUACUGGGAAAUCACUUUCCUGUCGCCUCAGCCAGAGGUUUUCCGCCCCUCCUUCACCGCCCCUCCCCCCGCUCCGGAGAGACCUUGCCAGGUUCCACUUGUGUUAGUCUUCACCGUGUACUUGUCUGCUCAGAUUGUAAGCUCCCUGGGGUCAGGAUCCACGCCUUUUAAAAUGUUUUCCUAGCUUCUAUCAGCGAGCUUUACCCAGAGGAGGCGUCUGCAAAGUGUCUGUUAAGUGAAUGAACGAUUUUGUAAAUGUCGCCCAAGAAGAGUUUAGAGGAAAAAUAGAAGGCGAGAGCUUUUUUUCCCCUUUUCCUUUCCUCCCUUCCGUGGCUCACUUUGUUGUGUGGCAGACGCUGCGCAGACGGUGGAAAUACUGUGGUAAGGGAGAACCAAGCUGCCCGCGGUGCCUGCCUUCCAGUAGGCAACAGUUUCGUGGGGGAAAAGGCAGCUGCUAAUUACAGGAUCGGUACACGGUGAACGGAACGUGAUAACCCGUUAGACAGGCUGCUAUGGCAGGGGGAGUUAAACAAGGGAUGAAUGAGCUACACAAUCUGAAAGAUAAGUGUUAAUUGGGGGAAAUAAGGGGUGGGCACAGUGAAGCACUUGCAUGAAGGGAAACAGCACGUGCCAUGGUCCUGUGGCUGGAGAGACCCUUACCUGAGAACUGGAAGAAGACAAAUGGAGCCCAGGAUUUUGCUAUAAACGAAAUAGCCGCAAGGAACCUCUUGAGGUCGCCAGUAUAGAUAGCACCGCCGCAAGCAGCAGCCAUGCCGGCAGAAGGAGGGAAGACGGAUAUGGAGAGGAUUGGCCUCUUCAGCGAGAUGGAGUAUGUUACUGUUGGUGAUAAAUAUGUGUCCUCAUUUAAUCGACCCUUUAAUGACGCUGCAAGCAAAAAUAAACAGAUGCUACCUGGGGGAUCCAAAGCAAUGUCAAAUCUCCAGGCAGGUUAUUUUGAUCCCCAUUUUGUAAGGAUAUUUGAAGGUGAAGGCUAUGUAAAUCUGAAUCAAGUGAGGAGACGGCAUAUGAUGGAAGAAGCCAAAAAAAACCUAGGCAAAGCCUUCCUCCCUAGUAAUGGAGAUAAAAAGCCAUGUGGGUUAGGAACCUACUAUGGCACAAUAGGCGGUCCGGUGCCAUUCUUCAGCACACAGUUGAAACCCAGAGACAAGUAUGAGGUACCUGGAAAGAAUUUAUACACAAACCCGGGAAAGAAAGGAACAGGAUAUGGCUAUGCAAAUAUUACCAUAGGUAAACAGUUUUCACACUCUGCUGAUUUCUAUGAUGCACCCAAACUAAAUUUUAAGAAGGAGAAUGAAGAACACCAUCUUUUAGUUAAAGGAACACCUUUCAAAUCAAAUCUUUACCCAAGGGAAUAUUUUGACACGAAUCCUUAUUUGUUUGAGAAAGCUUUACCACCAAUUAAAAAAACAGAGAAGAAAGAAUUACUUGCACAGCCCUUUAAACCUUCUUCUCCUGGUAAAAAGGCUGGUGGAAUGAAGGCAGGAACAUUUGAUCCUUACCCUUCACAUUCUGCUGACCCUUAUGUGGUUAAAUUGGCAAGCCAGACUUCCAGCAAAGGUGCUAAGAUUUUCUAUCCACCAAGUGGACCAAAGAGCAGACCAACUAAAAGUAUAAUGACUUUGAAUGUCAAAAGGGCACUAAAUACGAAGAACUACAAGACUGCUUCAGUACAGUCCUGUUAGCAUCUGGAAGACAAAUAGCUUUCCAGGUCCUGACUACGAGUAAUUCAUUAUCAAGUGCUAAUUAUUUGAGAAUAACAUAAGAUAUGGAACAGGUGUCUCAGGCAUUUAAGAUAUUUAAGCCUGCAACUCUAAUA
Molecule: messenger RNA, 1854 nt
Organism: Prionailurus viverrinus (fishing cat)
Lineage: Eukaryota; Metazoa; Chordata; Mammalia; Carnivora; Felidae
Gene: CFAP96
Product: chromosome B1 C4orf47 homolog
Exons: 8
Coding region: 788-1720 (310 amino acids)
Cellular component (GO): centrosome
Source: RefSeq, a predicted model, not a curated record